Halichondria panicea is the source of this 1850-nucleotide messenger RNA. RefSeq lists its product as uncharacterized. Gene Ontology annotation, molecular function: protein binding. The transcript has 10 exons. Gene Ontology annotation, biological process: signal transduction. The record is from RefSeq and is a predicted model, not a curated record. The coding region runs from base 121 to 1656 and encodes 511 amino acids. NCBI's taxonomy places the organism in Eukaryota, Metazoa, Porifera, Demospongiae, Suberitida, Halichondriidae.
AAUAGUCUUGUGAGCUAUAAUUAUACUCUGAGUUUCGAGGGCGGUCUGGAAUAAAGACCGCCUUCCCACUCUGUUUGUUUUUGUGGUUAGUUCCACAGCUACAGUACAGAAGAGUGAAGUAUGGCAAACCUUCAGGGAGCUGUCAUCAAUGAUCAUGAAGGGAAGUCAGAUAUGAAAUCGAGGCCUACACUGAAGGAUCUGUUGAAGGAACUUGACUCCGUUGUCACCUGGCAACUGCUCAUGAUCAAUUUGGGAGGGAAAAAGUCUGAAAACGAUAAAAUAGAAAUUAAUUUCCGGUGCGAUAUUGAUCGACAAAAACAGGAGGCCUUUGAUAAGUGGUUGAGGAGGAAACCUGAUGCUUGCUGGAAGGAUGUCAUUGAUGCUUUGUACGAAAUGAAAGAGGUCACUCUGGCUAGUCGUCUUUCUAGGAAGUAUGACUGGAAAGAUCCAAGGGUAUACGUAAGCUGCAACUUCCUAAGUGCCUCUUAUAAUGCUCGCAUCACUGCCAGGAAAAUUGGUGAUAUACCCUAUCGAAGAUUUCUUCCUCCACUUGAUCAUGGACUAGAAUACUACACAGUUGAAGACGAAUCAGUACAACCAAUGAAUGAAAGAUCAGUAGCAGAAAGGACAUCUCGAUUCUCACGUAUCUUACUGAAUUAUCCACGCCCUUACAGUCUGUCCGAUUUAUUUAGCCGUAUUGAAGAAAGUAACAGUAAAGGAGACUUCAAAGUUGGACUUGAAACAAGGUUUGGACGUUUGUACUGGAAACUGAAGCCAGAGAUGAUACUUCCUGCUAACUCAACUAGUGAGGACUGGAUAAGUUCUAAAUUGCUCCGAAAAUCAGCUUUUAGCACCGAAGUAGAAGAAGCCGAUGUUGGGCAACUGUUCAUUGGGAGAGAGCAGCUCGGGAAAGAGGUCACUAAAAUAUCUUUGACGUUCAAAGUGGAGGGUCAAGGUGAAGGGAGAUAUUCGGCUGUCAUCGCUACGUAUGAAGAUGGUGACAUGUUCUAUCUGGACGCUGUGUACAGAAAACCAGCCACUGAGAAGAGAGCAAGAUUAAAUGUUGCUCUACCAGGACGGAAGUAUGACUUGAGGAUAUCUGACUGUACUGAGUGCAUCUUGCUGGCGGAGCACCAAAACAGUAUACCCUAUCAGAUGGCCCGAACCAUCACUGAUGCUUUAUGCAGACUUCCUAAUAAAAAACUUAACGUCAUUCUUCGGGGCUCAUCACCUAACAAUGAGAGCUCUUGGAAAGUUGAGAUCAUUCGACAGCGUGUGCAGAGGCAGUACAAAUGGAAACCGGAGAAAAAGUGGAUUUUAGCCCGGUAUGAUGUUGAUGUCUUAGACUAUUAUGACACAAAGCAAGCUGUUGUCGACAGUGCCCCACUGAAUGAAGGAGUGGAUAUAUUGGAGUUUGACUACUCAAGGAAAGAAGUUGAGCUUUGGGCUCAGAAGAUAUUCCCAAAAAACAUUAGCAGCACCCACCCCUCACGAGACAAGUACUACUACAUGGAAGGGAUUGAGGGAGUGCGACUGCCUGGGGGGGAACUCAGGGAGCCGUACAAUUGGACCACUCAAGAACUGUUGAGAGAUUUCGAGGAGUUUCUGGGAGAUGCAUUCAAGAUUGCUCACAUCCUCGAUGGAUCACCUUACUAAACUAAAAUGCUUUCUGUCAUUUUAAUACUUAAUUAAUUGUACGUCAGAUGUAGCUAUAGGCCACAAAGCAUAAUUACACUGAAGUGGUGGACUGUCAAUAAAAAAUGAUUACCGUAUAUUUUGCGGGUGACCAGCCUUUUAUUAGGUGAAAAUUAACCUGUGAAUAAACCAAAUCAACAGACAAUUUGACCAUU